Messenger RNA from Meleagris gallopavo (turkey), 297 nucleotides. NCBI's taxonomy places the organism in Eukaryota, Metazoa, Chordata, Aves, Galliformes, Phasianidae. The record is from the annotation of a RefSeq genome assembly.
AUGUCUCCCUUACACUUCAGCUUCUAUUCCGCAUUCACAUUCAGCAGCCUAGGCCUAGCAUUUCACCGAACCCAUCUUAUCUCCGCUCUACUAUGUCUAGAAAGCAUGAUACUAUCCAUAUUCAUUCCCCUAUCAAUAUGAUCAAUCGAAAACCAAACCCCAUCCUUCACCCUAGUACCAAUCCUAAUACUAGCCUUCUCAGCAUGCGAAGCUGCCACCGGCCUAGCCAUGCUAGUAGCCUCAACCCGAACAUAUGGCUCCGACCACUUACAUAAUCUCAACCUCCUACAAUGUUAA